Messenger RNA from Syngnathus acus (greater pipefish), 2871 nucleotides. RefSeq names its product family with sequence similarity 78 member Ba (gene fam78ba). NCBI's taxonomy places the organism in Eukaryota, Metazoa, Chordata, Actinopteri, Syngnathiformes, Syngnathidae. The coding region runs from base 701 to 1597 and encodes 298 amino acids. The transcript is spliced from 3 exons. The record is from RefSeq and is a predicted model, not a curated record.
CACUCCCCUGGCUUUCCAGCAUCAGCACCUCCAAAACCAAAAACCGAGCGCGGCGAUUCGCACCGAGAAGAAAAAGGAUGCGCUCCCGUAUCAGCAUCGAGGGACGGCGGUUGUUUUUUCCACGUUUAUCUCGCCUCCGUUCAUGAUGCACCAUUCAUGCAUUUGUAAGAAUGGAAGCCCAGCACAGACAGCCGCGCUUUAAAAUAGCGGCAGCCUCUCCUUCAUAAGCCGCCUCAUCGGCCUUCAUUUGACGGAUCUUUCUUCUCAUUUAGUGAUGCAGAGCAAGGCUUUUAUCUUUUCAGGGCAUCGCGUGAAUGUAGGCAAACAAAAGGAAUCCAAGCCCCCCACCCUGUUUCCGUUUGACGCACCUGUCAGCCCGGUCGCCGCUUGACAUGACAUCAGCGCGAAGCCGGGAGCCGAGCAGCAGCAGCAGCAGCAGCAGCAGCAGGAUCGAGGAGUCUCCAAAGAAAGGAGUCUCCGGACGCGCGGCGGAGAAUCUGUAUCAGCAUCAUCAGCAGCCUCGGGGAGGCCAGAUUGCAGUUUGUGGGGACGAGCGCCAAGGGCAGUGCGGCAGUCAGGAGGCACACCAGGGGGAGGAGGCUGCAGAGAUCUGUGAUACUUCCUCCCCUGUCCCUGCUGCACUCUCACCUCCACAUCACCCCCAAUAUUUGCCCACGCAGGCUGCUUUUACGUUUGAUGAAUGGUGACUGGUUCUACAGACAAGGGUGGAACCUGGAUGGGACUGAUGUGCAUGCUGGUCAGGUCUCAUUUGCUCCCUUGUUUAUUGCUCACUCUGCUGGUCACCUGCACUAUGGGAUGUAUUCAAAGCAUCGCGUGCAAGCCCCGCAUCAGACGGGAGAAUAUUGUGGUGUAUGAGGUGUCAGCCUCGAUUGACCAGUGUCCCACCAUCAUCGAGGAGAACUCGCCCAUCGUACUUCGCUACAAGACGCCGUACUUCAGGGCCUCAGCUGGAGUUGUGAUGCCACCGGUGCCCCGGAAUGAAACUUGGGUGGUGGGCUGGAUCCAAGCUUGCACCCAGAUGGAGUUCUACAACACGUAUGGGGAUAUUGGCAUGUCCAGCUGGGAACUACCAGAGCUCCGGGAGGGUCGGGUAAAGGCUAUCAGCGACUCUGAUGGAGUCAGCUACCCGUGGUACGGCAACACCACCGAGACGGUCACCCUCACCGGCCCCACCUCCAAACCGUCCCGCCUGACGGUCAGCAUGAACGACAACUUCUACCCGAGCGUGACCUGGGCCGUUCCCAUCAGCAACAGCAACACGCCCAUGCUAACCCACAUCACCAGGGACCAGAGUUUCAUCACCUGGCUGGUGGCCAUGAACUCCAUCACAAAGGAACGGAUUGUACUGCAGACGGUGCGGUGGCGCAUGCGGGUAGACAUUGCCGUUGACCCCGACAUGCCGCUAGGCUCACGGGCGUCCCUGGUAGGUCGGCCUUACCAGGAGCAGCCGCACAUCCUCAACUAUCAGGAGCCCAUCCCUCCCAAUGCCCUGGGGAGGCCAAACGCCAAUGAUGCCCAAGUGCUAAUGUGGAGGCCACGGCGAGGAGCGCCGCUCAUCGUCAUACCGCCAAAAUGAGAGAUUCCCGAACAAAAGUUAUUCUUUCUUUUUGCCAAAACAGAAGAUGAGGGUGACGAAGCCUUUGAUGCGUCAGGGUGCGAACGGACAUCGACAGAGAUCUGGUGUUGCGUUAAGUGUUGUUUGGCCCAGAGCUGCAAUUAGAAAGCUUUUUCAGCAUUUUUACAAGUGAACUCUUUUUAGAUGCACCGCCAGAGGUAUUUGACCCCCAACGAGAACUGCAUCCUGCAUCCUUAUGUAGAUCUUAUUGCAUGCGACGAGAGUGAGCAAAACGGUGACAUUGAAAAGAUUUAAAACUCGUGUUUGUUUUGUAUUCCUUAAAGCGUUUGUGAUCGAGACGUCACAUCAGCCCAAAAAAGAAAAAAAAACAAAAACACAGGCUGAUGAUACCUCCUUAGUGCCAUUGAAGGCCUUCAUCAGCACACUCAUUACCAGAGUUGAAGAAUGUAUUCAGAUUAUUUAAGACACUUAAGUAUUAUAUUAACGAUUUUAGUUAAGAUUAUUAUUGGAACGAGUCGGUAUGAAAAUUACAAACAGACAUCUGCUGGAUUUGCUUGCACAAUGAAUUCAUAGAGAAAACAUUUCAUAUGAAACUAGAACGAUCUGUUACCAUAUUGAGGAUAUUAUUCAUGAUGCUUCUACCAGGCGCAAUGGGAAUUGCACAGAACAGUGUCAGAUGACAAAUUUAAAACAUAAUUGCACCUCAUAUCGCAUUUAAAAUGAGAUUAAAUUACUGAAAUAGUCGAGUGAAUGUGGGUCUAAUCAGGCCGUCUCAUCUGAUACAUACAUUGUACAUAUAUUUCCAGACAAUCAGGGAAUCUGACUAUCCUCCAGUUACUUCAACAUGGAAUUACUGUAAACCAGAAUAUAUUUUCACAAUGCUAAAAUUAUUGUUAACGUGUGCUACAGUAGCUGUGUGGAUGAUUGCCAACGAGAGCCUUUCCGUGACACGGUUCUGGUCCGGUUCGUGCUGAGCUCCGUCCACGGCUCUGCCACUCCACAAACAAGUCACAUGGCUUAUCCUCCAUCUGUGCUUCUCUCCAGGUUCAUGUCCCAUCCUCCCAUCUGACUCCUCAGCACACACACACGCACACACUACCUCCAUUCCAAACUCCUCAUUUGCUCUGAAGGCCACAACUAUGCAAAGGUUGUCUGAGUGUAUACAAAAAAAAAAAAAAAAAAUCUGAAAAAGAUCAUUUUCACUUCUGUUAUCAGUUAUUUGUAAGGGUGUUUGUUGAAUAAAAUGGCCAUUGCAAUCAUGUAAAUAGUGAAAA